ACUGGAAGUGAACAGUGUGGAGUCGAGCUGCCUGUUGCAUGAGAUGUCUGCGUUUUACCGGCUGCUUCUCCUGUUGUCUGUGGCUGUGGCCUCUGUGGCAGCACGCAGGUCCCAACGGGCAAAGAGAGGGCUACUCGAGCUGGCGGGUGCCAUCAAAUGUAGCACAGGGAGAACUGCCCUGGCUUACAUGAUGUACGGAUGCUACUGUGGACUGGGUGGUCAGGGCUGGCCCAGAGACAGGGCGGACUGGUGUUGCCACAAGCACGAUUGCUGUUAUGGAGAUGCAGAGCAGCUGGGAUGCCAUACCAAAACAGACCAGUAUCAGUGGACAUGUGAGGACAGGACAGCUGAGUGCGAUGAUUUGGAGGACAACUGUGAAAAGCUGCUGUGCAAAUGUGACAGAGACGCUGCCAAAUGUUUGAGAAAAGCACCUUUCAUCCGAAAAUAUGCUGUGUGGCCGGAUUUUAUGUGCGGAUACAAACAACCAAUGUGUAGUAUUUAUUGACACAAUAAACACAUCUGCUCG
Paralichthys olivaceus (Japanese flounder) is the source of this 526-nucleotide messenger RNA. RefSeq names its product phospholipase A2 group X (gene pla2g10). The record is from RefSeq and is a predicted model, not a curated record. Gene Ontology annotation, biological process: arachidonate secretion; lipid catabolic process; phospholipid metabolic process. Gene Ontology annotation, molecular function: calcium ion binding; phospholipid binding. NCBI's taxonomy places the organism in Eukaryota, Metazoa, Chordata, Actinopteri, Pleuronectiformes, Paralichthyidae.